Thunnus maccoyii (southern bluefin tuna) is the source of this 1714-nucleotide messenger RNA. RefSeq lists its product as uncharacterized. Gene Ontology annotation, molecular function: RNA polymerase II cis-regulatory region sequence-specific DNA binding; DNA-binding transcription factor activity. NCBI's taxonomy places the organism in Eukaryota, Metazoa, Chordata, Actinopteri, Scombriformes, Scombridae. Gene Ontology annotation, biological process: regulation of transcription by RNA polymerase II. The transcript is spliced from 5 exons. The record is from RefSeq and is a predicted model, not a curated record. Bases 48 to 1559 code for a protein of 503 amino acids.
UAAAACCGAGCGCACCUCUUCCACUACGAUCCGUUGACAUUUCUAGCAUGCACACAGCUUUCGCUCUCCGACAAAGACAGACGCGAAACGGAAGUCGGGUCGAGAUGGAGAGCAGCGGCUUCCAGACUCAGCUGCUGUCCGUCAUGGACGUCCUAGCGAAAGCAGCCGUUGCGGAGAUUAACCGGCGUGUGGAUGACAGCUGCGCGGUGCUGCGGCUGGAGGUGAGCCGGAGCCGGAGCGACAUCGACCUGCUGAAGAGGAAGUGUGAGGUGAUGGAGGCAGAGCUCCGGAGGACCAGGAUGAGAGCCAGGAGGAAAGGUGAGCACGUGUUUUAUCCUCCAGCAGCAGAGAUAUUUUCUCCUUUAGUCAAAGUAGUUUUAAACAAAGAGAGGCAGAUCACAGCCUGGGACAGACAGGUGCACAGUGAGGCUCAAACUCAACCCCAGCAGUGUGCAGACGAGGAGCCUGUUAACGAAGCUGAAGCCGUGCACAUCAAAGAGGAGUGUGCAGACGAGGACGUGUGGAAGAACGACGCAGAGGACAAGCUGAUCUCUGGAGCCGAGCAGCCGCCAUGCUUCGAAGCCUCACAACCCGCCCAGACUGACAGCUUCGUAGAGCGUUACGACUCAGCCGAGAACGCAGCCGACCCCGGAGCUCUGGUUUCCCCGACAGACGGCUAUGACACAUUCCCGGAGCAGCAGCAGCAGCAGCUGAACAGAAACCAAAGUGAGGCAGAACCCUUAGUGAAACACGAGAAAGAGGAAGAGCCCGACGAAAACGCAGCUCCUCUCGAUUCAGGCCAGUUUACGAUGGAGGAAGCUGACGGACAGCUGUGGACGUCCGAUCUGGGCGGAGACGCCGCCGAUCCGAGUUUCUCCUACACGGGACAUCAGUACGAGCAGAUCCCUUCUGUAUUCACCUCUCUGAGCGGUUUGGUAGAUAUGGUACCCAGAAUUCACUCAGUGGGGAAGUCACAUUCUGUCAUGGUGAGCGCGGCUCGGGCGAAAAGACGAGCCAGGACGUUCGGUUUUAAGAGAGCGCAACAAGACGAAGGACACGGCACUUUAUCCCAGAUUAACUCCAUGGAUCCGAGCUCGAUCCCUCCACCGACACCGCAUCAGUACAGGGACUCCGCACCUCACAUGAGGAACCCGAACGAGGAUCCGAUGGUGCCGAACCCAGCAGCGUCCGCGUCCUUCGGGCACGGGCGCAGCAGCAGCAGCAUCAGCAGCAUCAGCAUCAGCAGUGGCGGCGGCGGCUUCGGCCUGGUGAGGAGAAUGAGGACGCCCUGGAGAUCGGGCAUCGGCGAGAAGAGGUUCAGCUGCACGUACUGCGACAAAAGCUUCAUGAGGUUCAGUCAGCUCAAAGAACACCUGAGAAGUCACACGGGAGAGAAGCCGUUCAGCUGCAUGCAGUGCGGGAGGAGCUUCACCAAGCAGUGCAACCUCAUCAGACACGCCGUGGUCCACAGCGGCGAGAAGCCCUACGAGUGCUCGCUGUGCGGGAAAUGUUUCACGCAGCGCUCCAGCCUCAAGUCCCAUCAGAAAACAGCACACUGACUUCAGUCCGGACUAACUUUCUUAAUAAAUAAAGAAACAUUCCACUAUUUUUAAAUCUCUAAAGGACACGUUGAUAUAAAACCAAUAACUUAAAAGUUUAAAGUUUAUCUGAUUUGUUCUGUGUGAAUUAAACCAACAAUGACUCUACCUGUCAA